AUCAUAUGGCAGUUAGUCAACCGGGCAUAGCCAGUAGCGUACUCAGUCUUCACUGUUACCGCCACCUGGAAUGUCUCGCCGGUAGUGGCAGCAAAAAACUAGUACUAUGGCUAAGCGCAGUACUUUGUUUAUUCGUAUCGUAGAGGGGAAGAACUUGCCUGUCAAAGACAUCUCUGGCAGCAGUGACCCAUAUUGCAUUGUUCGGAUUGAUAGUGAAGCCAUCAUAAGGACUGCUACAAUCUGGAAGACACUGUCUCCAUUCUGGGGUGAAGAGUACCAUGUGAAUCUGCCACCUAGUUUCCACACAGUCUCUUUCUAUGUUAUGGAUGAGGAUUCACUCAGCCGUGAUGAUGUCAUUGGAAAAGUGUCAGUCGCAAAGGAGAUCCUCGCUUCUAAGCCUCAAGGCUUGGACGGCUGGCUAAACUUAACUGAAAUUGACCCAGAUGAAGAAGUGCAAGGAGAGAUCCACCUUCAGAUUUCUAUCACAAAAGAAGAGACAUCCAGGAAACUACGGUGCCAUGUCUUUGAAGCCAGAGAUUUGGCGAGGAAAGACCGCAAUGGUGCUUCAGACCCUUUUGUGAGAGUGAUGUACAAUGGGAAGAUGUACGAGACCACAGUGGUGAAGAAGUCAUGUUACCCACGUUGGAAUGAGAGUUUUGAGUUUGAAAUAGAUGAGACGUUUGCAGAUAACACACUGAUUGUGGAAGUAUGGGAUUGGGACCUGGUCAGUAAAAAUGACUUUCUGGGCAAGGUGCUUUUCAACAUCAGCAAGCUUUGUUCCAUUCAGCAGGAGGAGGACUGGUUUCGGCUGAUUCCAAUUAAACCCAAGGAAAGGGAAGAUGAAGGUAAUUUAGGAUCAUUGCGUCUGCAGCUGAAACUCCGUGAUGAAACAAUCCUCUUUUCCAACUACUAUCAGCCCCUCACUGAAUUAUUAUGCCAGGCUGUGAAGACAAAUAUUAAUUGCAGCCAGUCAGAUUUAAUCAGGUUGAUUGAUGAGACCACCACUGCAGAAAGCCGACAAGAAGUGGCGACCAAUCUUGUCAAGCUUUUCCUAGGCCAAGGCUUGGCCAGAGAGUUCUUGGAUGUACUUUUCAAGCUGGAGUUAACAAAAACCAGUGAACCAAAUACACUAUUUAGAAGUAAUUCUUUGGCAUCAAAGUCAAUGGAGUCCUUCUUAAAGGUGGCUGGAAUGCAAUAUCUGCAUCAUGUUCUAGGACCUACAGUCAGCAGAAUUUUCGAGGAAAAGAAGUAUGUGGAACUUGAUCCCAGUAAAGUGGAGAUCAGAGAAGCAGGUUGUACAGGGCUUCACAGAGUGCAGACAGAAACAGAGGUGAUCCAACAAAGCACCCACUAUCUGCAGUCUUACCUGACUGACCUGCUCCAUUCCAUCCUGAAGUCAAUACGCCACUGCCCGCCUAUAGUGCGCAGUGCUUUCCGCCAGCUGUAUGAGCGCGUCCAGGAACGCUUUCCUGACAAGGAGUUCCGGAAGGUGAAGUUUAUAGCGGUUACAAGUUUCCUGUGUCUACGCUUCUUUUCACCCGCCAUCAUGUCCCCUAAAUUAUUCCAUCUGAGGGAGAAGCACCCAGAUGCCCGAACCAGCCGCACACUGCUACUGUUGGCUAAGACUGUCCAAAUAAUUGGAAAUCUAGACACUCUGGCCAGCCGCUCUAAAGAAUCUUGGAUGGUCCCUUUGCUCCCUGCAGUUCAACAAGGUAUUGCCCAGCUCAAAGAGUUCAUCACUCAACUGGUCAGCUUCGAGGAAAAAGAAGAUCUUGACCUUCAAGACAGACUCAGUCUGCAGUCUUCAUCAAUAAUUAAGGAAGGAUAUCUCUUCCUGCAUAAGACCAGAGAGAAAGGGAUGCUGAUAUCUUCACCUUUUAAAAAAUACUAUGUCACACUGUGCAAUGAUACCUUGUCAUAUGCCAAGACAUCCAGCUCUAAGAAGAGCUCAUUCAUUGUGUUGUCCAAAAUCCGAGCCAUAGAGAAGGUUGAAGAGAAAAGCUUCGGCAACUCCCAUGUCAUGCAGAUCAUUUCAAAUGAUGACAAUGAGCAAAACGAAAUCCUAUACAUGCAGUGUAAGAGUGUGAAUGAGCUUAACCAAUGGUUGUCUGCUUUACGAAAGUCUUGUGUCCACAAUAAUGAAAUGAUGAGCUCUUACCAUCCUGGAGUCUUCAAAGGCGAUAAGUGGAGCUGCUGCCACCAAAAAGAAAAAACAGCAUCUGGUUGUGAUAAAACCCAACAUGGAGUUACACUUCAAGAAUGGAAUGAUCCCCUGGAUCCAGAUCUGGAAUCUCAAUUGAUUUUUAUGCAUUUGUUUAGAGUAAAGGAGGCAAUGAGGGAAAAGUAUCUUGCAAUGACGGCAGAAAAGGACAAAAGAAACAACAUUGGUCAUGCUCAAGACUCCCAGAAGAAUGCAGUUAUCUCACAGCUCUUUCGUGUCCUCCAGGACCUGCAGGAUGCUCAUGAAGAUGUGAAGCGCUCAGAGAAACAGAAAAACAAAAACUUUCUUCAGGACCUGCAGACAUAAAAACUGGAUACAUUUUUACUGUAUAUUAAGUCUGCUUGCUCCUCACUGAUUCAACAGGACUAUAGAAGAACUGUUUUGUAUUUCAACAAUCAUUAUUUUAAACUUUUUAUGACUUUUAUAAAGGUGGUGUCUGACAUGAAGAGUACCAGCCCUUCAUAUUUUAACUCAUAACCUCAUAUGAAGAAUGUAUGCUUACUUUGAUUUUUUUUUUGUUAUUGAUAUUUUUAUACUAUAACAAGUUUUAUCAAAACUGUAAUGUGGUCAGUAAUGCAUUUCAACUAAAGGAUAAAGUCAUCUGAAAGGAAAACUUAAUGGGCUUUGGGUUAAACCGAUUGAUUCCAAGAAGCAAUCAGAACAUGUUUGUACCAGGAACUAAUACACUGAAGAUGAAUCAUAAACAAAUAGUGUGGUCUCAGACGUCUCCAAGAUUAUUUAAUAAACAUCACUAUAGGAUUAUUCUGACAGUUAACAAAAUAAUUUUUAGCACACAAACCACAGUUGGAAUAUUAAAAAUUUCUGAAAGUCCAAAAUGCGUGUGCCAAAUUUUCUGAGCUUCCAAGCAGCUGUUUGGCUGUUGUUGAUAUCAACUUUAAAACCAAACCUAAAUAUCUCACAGCUGAAUAGUUGGAAUUCAUCCAAAACAUAUUUAAGAUAUUAAGAUUUAACAAUUGCUUCAUUCUUCCUGGAGUUCCAGUGUCCACAAAAUUUUACACACUGAUGCACAAACACAAAUCUUUCCAAAAAUGCUCAAACAUCACUCCAAGGAUGUGGAAACAGGUUUUCUGUUGAAAACACCAAGUUAGUUUUCUCAGCAGAAACAAACCUGCCUCCAUAUAUGAAAUAUGGAGAAACUCAGUAAGGCUUCGUAACUGCAAAACUGGCUAACACAAAAGUGAAGAAUCACUGAUCUGGGAUCUCUUUUCAUAAUCCUAAUCUUAAAUGGUGUAAACAAGAAUAGUGGCAUCCUGAACAACAGGAAAUCACUUCCACAUCCCUGUGUUGUUUGUAAAAUUUCAUUAAUCCGUUUUUCUAACUGUAGUAUUCACAGGUUCAUGAUGCAGGAAAAACCCCUGGAAAGGUGGUCAUUCCUUCAUAGGGCACACUGGUGCAAUAGCAGCCCAGCUUUCAGUAGUUGCUAUUCAUAUAAUGAAUGGCCUUGGAUAAUGACUGACUGACUGACUGUUUCCGAUAAGAAAGAAACCUUCUGUCCUUCCCUGCCAGGACACAAGUCCAGCUGCACCUUCCAGUUGCCUGGCUGGGAUCAUCCCCUGUAUUGGCCUCCCAUUCAGGCACAGGGAAUGAGAUCCACCAUCAUCGGGACUCCCAUCCAACCAUUACAAUACCUUGUAUAUUCUUUACUGUUGCCUCACAGGCAGCUUAAGUGACUCACUCAGUGUCACACAGUGGCAGGAAGUGAACCACUGACCUUGUGGUUUAAAGUUCAUUCAAGUUCCUUUUUCUAUAUACCAAAAACAUUUGGAUCUUUACUCUGUUGAACCAUUAGCUUCAAAUGAAAGGGUGGCAAGGUUGCAGUAAGUUAUAAAAGCAGGCAGCCUCAGAGCUUUGUCAAAGUAUCAGCUUUUAAUAACAAGUAAUUGACACUUAGAAAAGAAGUUACACGCAGUCGUUCAUUAUAAUGUCCUCAUAAAUCUUGCCCUGCUGUUCACAGUAAAUAAGGCAUUUUAUUCAAACACUAGCAAAUUUCAUAAAACAAUGGGCAUCAGUUAUAGUGCUGUUGAUUAAUCAAAUGUAUCAGAAGUACUGUGUAACUAACUUAAGUGUGUUUCUGUGUGCAAUAGUGGUAGUUUUUUUUUUUUUUACCAGGGGCUAAGCCUAUUGGCAGGCAAUGUGGUGUGGUGAUUAUGGUUUAGGACUUUAAAUCCUGACACUUUGUGACAAUGAGCAAGUCACCUACAUGUGAAAAAUAAAAGAAAUGUAACCAAUUGUAUCUUAAAUGUUAUAAGCUGCCUCAGAUAAAGACAUCAUACGUCAUACAAUAAGUAAUAAUACUAUUAGGUCAUUGGAGGUGCUUACUCUUGCUCGUGCUAUAUACAUUUGCCUGUGUGUAAUUCAUUACUGCAUUAGGUCAGUUCCUGCUUCUCCAAAUAACUUGGCCUUUGUUGAUGGUCAAUGCGAAACACAAUUUUACAGAAAAGUGUAUUCUUUUGAUUUGAAAUUGGUAAUCAGUAAGAAUAAUGUGAAAUGUGAGCAUAUACAGUAUAUUAUCAUUAUUAGAUAUGUCUUUAUGUAACAUUUUCUUUAAUAUUUAUCAGCACAUCUCAAUCUAUACCUGCCUACUACAAGACUCUUCCCUUAAUAAAUGUUUAUUGAAUGUUCAGCCUGCUGAUAUGCCCAAACCAUUUCCAAUCACAUCAACUCUUGUACCAUUUCUCAUUAUUUUUUAUUACUCUGUCUUGCCAUCUAAUUCCAGUCAUCCAUAUGUAAUAUUUCUUCACAAAUGUCCUGGUCUUGUACUUGUCUUCUACCUUCAUUGUCCGUAGCUCAGAGCUGUAUAACAAGUUCCAAAAUACACUCACUUCUAAUAUUCUCUUUUUUGUGUUAAUAAUUGUAUUACACUUUUUCUAAAUUGUUUUCAAUUUUGAAUUGGCAUCUGUAGCCUUUGGGAGCAACCCUAGUCAUUAUUUCUAUCAAAACAACUGAUAUCAAAAGUACAUUUAUGUAUAUGUAAGGUAUUUAAAACAGUCAACAUACAGUAGUUCUAUUUUUUUUUUCCACUCAGCACUAUCUCUAGCUCAUUAUCCCUUUUUUCUUUACAAAACACUUCUUUUGGUUGAUGGUCAUUCCAUACUUCUUGCUGGUUUUUGUAAC
Molecule: messenger RNA, 5356 nt
Organism: Polypterus senegalus (gray bichir)
Lineage: Eukaryota; Metazoa; Chordata; Cladistia; Polypteriformes; Polypteridae
Gene: rasa4
Product: RAS p21 protein activator 4
Exons: 21
Coding region: 107-2527 (806 amino acids)
Biological process (GO): regulation of GTPase activity; intracellular signal transduction
Source: RefSeq, a predicted model, not a curated record